CCUCUGAACCUCAGCUCAAGCGGAACCCGCACACCCUCGCUCUCUCCUUCUUCUCUUCUUCUUCUCCCGAGCAAGGAGGAGGCUCUGCUCAAGCAAGCGAGCUCUGCCUCAUGGCCUGCGCCUUCUUCUUCGACGCGGAGCCGUUGGGCGAGCCCGGGCUGCGCCUGCACGGGCCGGAGCUGGAGCUGGACGCCUGCGCGCUCUGCACCAAGCCGCUGCAGAGCAACAGCGACAUCUUCAUGUACAAGGGGGACACCCCCUUCUGCAGCGAAGACUGCCGCUACGAGCAGAUGCACUUCGACGCCGCCAUGGCCAGGCAGCAGGCCAGCGCCAGGCGGAAGCAGCAGCAGCAGCAGGCCCAGGCGCAGCCCAGCGUGCCGGCGCCGGCGCCCGUGUCCGCCAAGGCCGACGUGUCCGUGGCGAGCUAGUUGCGCCGCGCCGCAUCGGGUUAGCUGGUAGGAACUAUGUACUCUUUUUGCCUUGGGUUGAAGGAGGAGGAGGAUGCGGGAUUCUUGGACGGCCAGUGUUUUUGCCCAGGCAUCCAGUGCCGAUCGAUCCAUCUUUUGAUCUGCACAGGCCGGGCAAUUUGAGCAGGAUCACCGCGGUCUUCUGAUUGGCCUCAUUUUGGGGUUUGGGUUUGGGUAUGAGAGGAGAGGGCAGGUGUGCAAGAGCACCGUCGCUGUGUAAUUAUGCAAGGCAAUCGAUGUAAAGUAUUUCUCCAAAUUUUGAAGGAAAUCCUAUCAUGUUUAUUCAUUUGAACGAGUA
Messenger RNA from Triticum dicoccoides, 765 nucleotides. RefSeq names its product FCS-Like Zinc finger 1-like. The transcript has a single exon. Lineage: Eukaryota; Viridiplantae; Streptophyta; Magnoliopsida; Poales; Poaceae. Gene Ontology annotation, biological process: regulation of DNA-templated transcription. Gene Ontology annotation, molecular function: zinc ion binding. The record is from RefSeq and is a predicted model, not a curated record. The coding region runs from base 111 to 428 and encodes 105 amino acids.